CUGAAUAAUAGUUUUGAUUGGUCAAUUCAUGAAGGUCAAAAAUAUUUUAAGAUUGAUUCAGUUUCUAUUUCAAGGAAAAUAAUCAGAAUGGAGAUUCUUUUUCAUUGUAUUUCUAUGAUGAAAUAAAUAUGCCCAAUGUUUAGAUUGUAUAGUGUGAAAUAUUACACUCUGAUUCAUAUUGUUAUUAUUUCAUGGAUUGGAGAAGCUAUUUGUGGUCAUUCUGAAAAGCGUCUAUUAAGCUACUUAUUCGAUCAAAGACGAUGGGAUGCACACAAUCCAAUGGAACGUCCUGUUUCAGUCGAUGGGAAACCAUUACAAGUAUUUCUCAAAUUUUUUCUAAAUCAAAUCAUGGAUAUGGAUGAGAAAAAUCAAAUCUUGUCAACUAUCUUAUGGCUUGAUAUAAAAUGGUCAGAUUAUCAUUUUCAGUGGAAUUUAAGUGAAUAUGAAAAUAUUAGACAGAUAAAUUUACCUCCAGAGAAAAUGUGGAAACCAGAUAUUCUUUUAUACAACAGUGCCAGUGAGAAAUUCGAUCAAGUUUUUCCAACUAAAGUGACUGUCAGGCAUACUGGAUUAAUUCAAUGGGUUCCACCUGGUUUAUUUCAUUCCAUUUGUGAUAUUGAAGUGAAUUGGUUCCCGUUUGAUUCACAGAAUUGUAUUUUAAAACUUGGUACAUGGACAUAUCAGGGAAAUACAGUCGAUUUGAAGCUACAGUGUGAUAAUGAAACUGGUGAAGAUCAACCAUGUCACUAUAUGAAUGAAGUCGAUUUAUCUGCCUACUUAGCUCAUAGUGAAUGGGCUUUAGAGAGCGCUUCAGUUAAACGAAAUGUUCAAACUUACGGUGGAGAUGAUCAAACAUAUAUUGAUGUAACAAUAUAUGUUCAUAUGCAACGUAGAGCUCUUUAUUACCUGUUCAAUAUAAUUAUUCCAUGUAUGAUAAUGUCAGUGAUGGCAUUACUUGUGUUCACAUUACCACCUGAGGCUAAUGAAAAAAUUGUAUUGGGUGUUACUACACUACUUUCAUUGACAAUGCUUCUACAACUUGUCGCUGAUAAACUACCUCAAACAUCAUCAGGAAACUCAGUACUUGUUUUAUACUUCACGUGCACAAUGAUUUUAUGCUCACUUUCAUUGGUAUGCGCUGUUGUUCUUCUGAACUGCCAUCAUCAUACUGCAGGGAUUAUUUAUGUACCAUGGUGGGUUAAAACUUUGAUUAAUACAUGGUUGGCUAGUGUUUUACGCAUUGAUCAUAGUUCAUCUGAAGAGAAUUUAUACAGUUCAAGAGAGAAAUUGAUACCUAAUCAUCAGAAUAAACAUCUUCAUAUAAGUCAAUCUGAUCCUAAUAAUAUGCUUAAAUAUGAUCAUUUAUAUAAUUCAGUAGAAGAGAUAAACAAAUCAUCCAAAUUAAGAGAUAAAAGUAAAAUCUUAACCAAAGAUAAACAAAUUAUAAAUAGUCAUUGUUCAAUUAGAAAUACAUCAAUUUGGUCGAAUGUAAUUGAUAUGAAUUCAGAAUUUCGUCCUACUUUACUUAUUCAUAAUAAAAGCACACCAUUAUAUGUAAUUGAACAAUUGAAACAAUCAAAAUUACAAACAACAAUAAUUAAACAAAAUCAUUUCAUUAAUGAACAAUCAAUUAGAAGAACAAGAGAUUUAUCAAAUCAACUUUUGAAUCAAUCUUCUCAGAAAGAAAUUGAUGACGAUGACAACAAUCGAAAUGAUAUAAAUAGUCGACUAGAAUAUUCAUGUAAAAGAAAUUCUAUAACUGGAUAUAUGAACAAAGAAAGUAUUCAAAUGGCAAUAUCUAGUAGAAUUAAUGAAAGAGAUAAACAAGUGAAGAGUAAAACAAUGACAAGAUAUCAUAUAUCUUCAUCAGAUGAAACUCGAUUAGAUCAAUCACCAGAAAAGCAUAAUGAAUGGUCAGAUAAAGUAUUGACAUCACCAAGUAGAACAGAAGAUCAAAGUUUCAAUAGUCCAUUAAAACAAACAAGUGAAGAAGAGGAAGAUGAUGAUGAUGAUAUAGUUUUACACAAAUUAAGAAUAAUCUUAGAAGAAUUACGUUUUAUUACAUCAGGUAUGCAUAGAAGAGAUCAAGAGGUGAAAACAUCAAAUGAAUGGCGUUUAGCUUGUCGUGUAUUAGAUCGUUUUUGUUUAUUAAUAUUUGCUGCAUUGAAUGUUUUCACUACACUUGGAAUACUUACUUCUGCACCGACUGUUAUCAAAGCGUUUACAUCACGAGGUGCACCAUCACAACCAAUGUAAUUAAUUAUCAAUAAAUUGACAACUUUUUCAUAUUCUGCUUAUCUUUUCUUCAAUAUCUUCAUAUCCUAUAUACAUACCAUUUAUAUGGUAUGGUGUACUUUCAGUGUUCAAUGUUCAAUGUUCAGUGUUCAAUAUUCAAUUUAAACUAAAUCUUGCUCAAUACAAAUAAAUAAUUAUUUCAACUGUUUAACGUAAUUAUAUGAUUGUUAAGCUUCUUUACAAGAAUGUUAAUGAUAAUCUAUGU
Molecule: messenger RNA, 2500 nt
Organism: Heterobilharzia americana
Lineage: Eukaryota; Metazoa; Platyhelminthes; Trematoda; Strigeidida; Schistosomatidae
Source: the annotation of a GenBank genome assembly